AUGGGGAACACCAUCCGGGCCCUAGUGGCCUUCAUCCCCACGGACCGCUGCCAGAAUUACGUGGUGGGAGACCUCCGGGAGAUGCCGCUGGACCGGAUGGUGGAUCUGAGCGGGAGCCAGCUGCGUCGCUUCCCACUCCAUGUGUGCUCCUUCACUGAGCUGGUAAAGCUCUAUCUGAGCGACAACCACCUCCAGAGCCUGCCUCCAGACCUGGCGCAGCUGCAGAACCUGCAGAUCCUGGCCUUGGAUUUCAACAACUUCAAAGCCCUUCCCCGGGUGGUGUGCACCUUGAAACAGCUCUGCAUCCUCUACCUGGGCAAUAACAAACUCUGUGACCUUCCGGAUGAGCUCAGCCUGCUCCAGAACCUCCGUACCCUGUGGCUUGAGGACAACUGCCUCACCCAGCUGCCAGAUGUGGUGUGUGAGCUGAGCCUCCUAAGGACCCUGCAUGCUGGGUCCAACGCCCUAAGGCUGCUGCCCAGCCAGCUCCGGCGCCUACGGGAGCUCAGGACCAUCUGGCUCUCAGGCAACCAGCUCACUGACUUCCCCCCUGUGCUGCUUCGCAUGCCCUUCCUGGAGGUGAUCGACGUGGACCGGAACAGUAUCCGCUACUUCCCCAACCUGGCCCACUUGACUAAUCUGAAACUGGUCAUCUAUGACCACAAUCCUUGCAGAAAUGCCCCCAAGGUGGGCAAAGGGGUGCGCCGUGUUGGGAGAUGGGCAGAUGAGACGCCAGAGCCUCAGCUCAGAAAAGCUAGGCGAUAUGCACUGGCCCAGGAAGAAAGUCAAGAGCCACCCGCCCCCCUUCUUCCUCCCAGCUCCUGAACAGCCUCAGUUGUAAGCCAGUUAACCAUGGCCCAACUGAAGACUUCUCAUUAGAGUGGAAAGAGUCCCGGAUCAUCUCAUGUAAAGGAAUACUGAGAAGAAAACAUUUCCGGUCCGCUGCACCUCUUCCUAGGGGAAGGUGUGGACUGCGGGGCCUGGAAGCCAGUGAUUGCCACUCCUGAAGCAGCUUCUUCAAGUAAGCUACUU
Microtus ochrogaster (prairie vole) is the source of this 1032-nucleotide messenger RNA. It is a transcript of the gene Lrrc10, whose product is annotated as leucine rich repeat containing 10. Gene Ontology annotation, cellular component: cytoplasm. NCBI's taxonomy places the organism in Eukaryota, Metazoa, Chordata, Mammalia, Rodentia, Cricetidae. The coding region runs from base 1 to 825 and encodes 274 amino acids. Gene Ontology annotation, molecular function: protein binding. The record is from RefSeq and is a predicted model, not a curated record. The transcript has a single exon.